This is a messenger RNA of Nyctereutes procyonoides (raccoon dog), 2276 nucleotides long. RefSeq names its product RAS like estrogen regulated growth inhibitor (gene RERG). Bases 312 to 911 code for a protein of 199 amino acids. Gene Ontology annotation, molecular function: GTPase activity; GTP binding. The record is from RefSeq and is a predicted model, not a curated record. The transcript is spliced from 5 exons. Lineage: Eukaryota; Metazoa; Chordata; Mammalia; Carnivora; Canidae.
CCCGCGCCCGCGCCGAGGCCCCGCCGCCCCGUCGGCGCUCGCAGCUGCAGCUGCAGCGGCGGCUCCCGCGCGCCCCCGCGGCCCCGAGCCUGGGCAACGCCAGCCGCAGGCCGGGCUGCGCCGCGGGGCAGGGCUUCGCGGUCCCGGGGGGCCGAUUCCCAACUUGCGGGGGACCGCGGCUCUCCCGGGCCUGCAGAGUGUGAACAGGGAUUGCAGAUUUACAAGGAUAUGGUGAAUCCUAAGGCUGGAAGCAAAAAGAUUUUCUCAACUUUUUAGUUUGAACGACAGUGAAUUAUUUACUGACACCCGGCAUGGCUAAAAGUGCAGAGGUCAAACUGGCAAUAUUUGGGAGAGCAGGUGUGGGCAAGUCAGCUCUUGUAGUGAGAUUCCUGACCAAACGCUUCAUCUGGGAAUAUGAUCCCACUCUUGAAUCCACCUAUCGACACCAAGCAACCAUCGAUGAUGAAGUUGUCACCAUGGAGAUACUAGAUACUGCUGGUCAGGAAGAUACCAUUCAGAGGGAAGGACACAUGCGAUGGGGGGAAGGCUUUGUGCUGGUCUAUGACAUUACUGACCGAGGAAGUUUUGAGGAAGUUCUCCCACUUAAGAACAUCCUGGAUGAGAUCAAAAAGCCUAAGAAUGUGACUCUUAUCUUGGUUGGAAACAAAGCUGAUUUGGACCACUCCAGACAGGUUAGUACAGAAGAAGGGGAGAAGCUGGCCACCGAAUUGGCAUGUGCUUUUUAUGAGUGUUCUGCUUGCACUGGAGAAGGAAACAUCACGGAGAUAUUCUAUGAGCUGUGUCGAGAGGUGCGUCGCAGGAGGAUGGUCCAGGGCAAGACAAGGCGACGAAGCUCCACCACACAUGUCAAGCAAGCCAUUAACAAGAUGCUCACCAAAAUCAGUAGUUAGGUGGCUCUGUUCUUGAAAAGACCCUACUGAAGUGGGUCAGGUAAUUAGAAACACUUUCUUGCCCAUUUUCCCCCCUUCUUCGUCUCAAAAUAAAAGAAAAUACUCCAUUCCUUGUUCUGACAUUGAGAAAUGUCUGGACUUCCCAUUGUUCCCAGGUCUUCCAUAUGUUGAGAAGUUAUAGGGUGUUUUAUGCGAUUUUAGUGCUGACAAUUUCUCCCUUUCCUGCUUGAAUAAGAUCCACUCUAUUGCUGUUUGAACCUGUAAUCACCAGAGAUUAUGAAAUGGCUGGGUUCAUAUUAAGCUAUUUUUAGGCAUCCUCACCUUGCUUCAAUAGGUUGAAGGCUUUUCAAAGGCAUUUUGAAAUUCCAUUCCUUGUCAAAGACUGCAAAUGAUCAUCUUAAAAGUGUAAGAUAAUAGAAAAUACAAUAAAAGCCCAGGAAGAAAGCUGAGAAACUGGAGCAGGGAGUAGAACCCUAGUUUCUAUUUGAAAUGAGAAUUUUCUUACUUGUCUUAAAUUAUCUAGUUUUUCUUUUAGCCCUUAUUCUGCUCUUAAAUUCAAACCUGUUGUCACAAAGUUUUCCACUGUAGUAGAGUUCCAUUUCAUUUUGAGUGGGUUCUCUCAAUGAGCUCUUGAUCACUGUACUCUGAUUCUUCUGUCGCUUCAGUAAGAUUUCAUCAUAAGAGAGGCAGCAGGAUCCUUCAAUUCAGAUCCUGCUGGGCUAUUUCUCACCAAGCCCAGGGCAAUGUAAAGACAUUAAAGGCUUUUUUCACCAAACCCUGAUUUUUAUUGAAUGCUAAAAGAGGAUUUAGAAUUAGAGGUGUCUGAUUCAUUUAUCUCUCCACUUAUCAUCUUAGCAGAAAGACAACGGUCCAAAACACAGGAAAAUUAAGAAUGAAGCUAAACUACCCUUCCAUUGGGGAGCCAACGAUUUAAUGCUAGGCACAGUAAGAAAAAUUAGCUUCUGAUUCAUUAAAUUGGCUAUAUGACUUCUAAUAUUUUGGAUAAAUUAAUUCACUCAGAAUUCAGAAAAGAAUGAGUAAUUAAAGUUCACUAUACCUGGAUAAAUGUGUGUAAAUUAUACACACAUUUAUAUUGUGUGUAUAAUCCUUAUAUUGAUCCUUAUAUUGUGAAAGUACAGUCUAUAACUGGUUUCUUUAUGAUUUUUUUCCCUAUUAUGCCCCCACAUAUCAAGAUUUGGGCACUUUAUUUUAGAAGAAAAUAUAUAUCUUUUACAUAUGUGUGUAUUUAUAAAUGCAUAGAUAUAUGUAUAAAAAUUUGUAAGAGCGGGAGGCUUUAAUUCACCAGUGCAUUUGGACAACUUGGUGUAACUAUUUUAUGUGAUCCAAUAAAAAGCAUAAUUUUCA